UAUAUUAAAUUGUCCCACCGUUUAAUUAUGUCAUUGUUAAUAAUAUAUAGCUAAAUUAAUAAAAAGUAUAGAAAUUAAAUCAUUUAGUUAAUUUCUUGCUUCGAAGAAGAUCCAACAUGAAAUUCCGAAUUAUUUACUUAUUGGUCUUGGUGACUGCACUUGCAUCUCUAACUCAGUCUUCAUCACUACUGGAUUCAGAUCCUGAUGCGUUACUACAGGCAGACGACGCAUUUUCAGACGCAUUCCCAGACGACGCAUCUCCAGACGACGCAUCUCCAGACGACGCAUCUCCAGACGACGCAUCUGGAGAAAUGCAAUUGGAUGAGGCAUGUGACGAGGAUUCUUCGCUCUGCCCCAAAACAAGAGGGGCCAGUGGAUUCGUUGGUGGUUUACUCGGCCUUGGUACUAUAGCUAAAGCUGUUAUAAAAUCAGGUGUUGGCAUUUUUAAGAAUAUCGUAGGUAUUCCAGAUCCGCCAGAAGUUAUCAAUGUUGUUGUGCCUCCACAGCAACAACAAGUUAUUGUUGGACCACCGGGGGUUAUUGUGGGUUAGUAAACAAAGAAAGUAUUAUUUUUUUCACAAAUAAAUAUGUACUAAACACAGAA
Messenger RNA from Diabrotica virgifera virgifera (western corn rootworm), 604 nucleotides. RefSeq lists its product as uncharacterized. Lineage: Eukaryota; Metazoa; Arthropoda; Insecta; Coleoptera; Chrysomelidae. The record is from RefSeq and is a predicted model, not a curated record. Bases 117 to 551 code for a protein of 144 amino acids. The transcript is spliced from 2 exons.